AGGCAACUUCGCACCCAGUACUUCAAAAGUUGAAACUCAGGAAAGUGGAAUUUGUGCUAGUAAACUAAUCAAAAAACAGUUACCUUUUAACUGAAUAAUGUAUUGUAUCUUAUUUCUAUGAAUAAAAAAAGAGGAACCCCAAUGGGAAUAACAAUAAGGCCAGCUACAGACAAUAAGAUUGUGAUAAUCGUGUUACAAUGUUUUGUUAACUUUUGGAUAUUUAAUGUAUUUAUUUAGGCCCAUUUCCACUUGAAAUCUGGGUAACUGUAAAUAUUAUCGUAAGUGGCUUUUAUCUCUGAAGAUAAAGAAUUAAAAACAUUGUUCACAACGGUAUAAUGACGUACAAAAUAUUGCGAAGGGCUUUGUGUUCGUCUUCGUACAAGAAACGACCUCAAAUAUGUAUCGUUGGUGCUGGUCCUGCUGGAUUUUAUGCAGCCAUGCAUAUUACAAAAAAAAUAGACUCUGUGAACAUUGAUAUUCUGGAAAAGCUACCUGUCCCCUUUGGACUGAUAAGAUAUGGCGUGGCCCCAGAUCAUCCUGAAGUUAAAAAUGUAAUAAAUCAGUUUACCAAGGUAGCCCAACAACCAAAUGUUAACUUUUAUGGAAAUGUAACAUUGGGCAAAGAUAUAAAUCUUCAACAGUUGAGACAACAUUAUGAUGCAGUGCUUUUGACUUAUGGUGCUGAAGAAGACAAAACACUUGGCAUUGAAAAUGAAGAUGCAACCAAUGUGAUUGCAGCUCGCAACUUUGUAGGAUGGUAUAAUGGACUCCCAAGUGACAAAGAUUUAAAAAUAGAUUUAUCCGGCAAAACAGCAGCGAUACUCGGACAAGGCAAUGUUGCACUGGAUGUUGCAAGAAUUUUACUCACACCUAUUGAUGAACUGAAAAAGACUGACAUUACUGAACAUGCUCUAGCUGUAUUAUCAGAAUCCAAGCUAAAAGAAAUUUACUUAGUUGGAAGAAGAGGACCAUUACAAGUUGCUUUUACAAUUAAAGAGCUUCGAGAACAAUUGAAACUGAAAAAUUGUAGAACAAUAUGGAAUGAAAAUGACUUUGUAAACGUGGAAGCAGUAGUGCCUGAUCUUCCUCGACCCCGAAAACGAUUGACUGAACUAAUGUUAAAAUCAUUAAAAGAAAAGCAAACUGUGACUGAUGACAGCAAUAUUAGCUACUUCAAACCAGUGUUCUUCAGGAGUCCUCAUAAAUUUUUAGUAGAUGCCAAGAAGAAUCUAACUGGGAUUGAAUUAGUUUGCAACAAACUUGUCGGAGAAAAUUUAGAACAACAAAAAUGUGUACCUACUGGGGAGAAAGAAGUACUUGAUUGUGAUCUUGCUUUUAGAAGUAUUGGUUACAAGAGUGUGAAAGCAGAUAAUGACUUGGCAUUAAAUCAUGGCUUUGUAGAGAAUAAUAAUGGCAUUGUUGAAGAUACACAUCCAAACUUAGCAAAGCUUUAUGUAGCAGGAUGGCUGGGCACUGGUCCUGUUGGAGUUAUAUUACACACAAUGGGGAACGCCUUUCAAGUCGCCAAAGUAAUGUGUGAGAAAUUAAGUAGCAUGGAUGAGCAAAAUAGAGGAGGCUUUGAAGAAAUAAAAAAAGUUAUUUCUGAGAAAAAUGCCAAUAUUAUAGAUUGGAAUGGUUGGGAGAAGAUAGAUCAAUAUGAAAAGGAACAAGGUAAAUUACGAGGCAAACCACGAGAGAAGAUUUGUAGCGUGGAAGAAAUGUUAGAAAUUGCAAAGAAAUAAAAUCCCUUCAACUAAAAUAUGUUGAUAAUAAUCAUCUACGAUUCUUAAAUCAGAGUAGUUAAGUUAAAACAAUUUUAUUGCAUAUGUUUUUGUUUAUACAUUUUAUAAGAUGUUAAUACAAUAUUUUGAAAUAUA
Messenger RNA from Helicoverpa zea (corn earworm), 1877 nucleotides. RefSeq names its product NADPH:adrenodoxin oxidoreductase, mitochondrial (gene dare). Lineage: Eukaryota; Metazoa; Arthropoda; Insecta; Lepidoptera; Noctuidae. Gene Ontology annotation, biological process: ubiquinone biosynthetic process. The transcript is spliced from 4 exons. Gene Ontology annotation, cellular component: mitochondrion. The record is from RefSeq and is a predicted model, not a curated record. The coding region runs from base 336 to 1742 and encodes 468 amino acids.